Messenger RNA from Striga hermonthica, 1191 nucleotides. The record is from the annotation of a GenBank genome assembly. NCBI's taxonomy places the organism in Eukaryota, Viridiplantae, Streptophyta, Magnoliopsida, Lamiales, Orobanchaceae.
AUGCGAAUACCGCACCCGACCCGAUAUAUCUCCUCCAUAAGGCAAAUAUAUCUUGAACAGUUGAACCACAAUUUCCAAAAUCUGUCCCUACUAACCCUACUCCCAAAAAUCUCGCACUUUUACACUCAUCCAGCACCGUCGUCGUCUUCCAGCUCCGCCAUGGCAGGAGAAUCGGAGAGCUUCUCAACCGUUGCUGAGGCCACCGCCAAGUAUGGGUUUGAGCGAUCUGAGAUGUACCAGAGCAGCCUCACUGGGACCGUUGACCCGUACGAGCGCCACGUAUUCCUCUGCUACAAGUCUCACGAAGACUGGCCUGCACGCGUCGAGAAUUCCGAUUCCGAUCCUCUCCCUAAGCUCCUAGCUUCCUCUAUGAAAGCUCGUAAAAACGAUAUCAGCCUCAAGACUCGCUUGACUAUUUGCGAGGGAGAUGAUCUGAAGUUCUCCGAUGGAGAUGUUCUGAUUUUUCCUGAAAUGAUUGUAAUCAGAGGUUUAACCGAGUCAGAUGUUGAUAGCUUUGUUGAGGAUGUGCUCGUUAAUGGGAGGCCUUGGAUAUCUGGAGUGCAGGAGGAGUUGACUGAUUCUUUUGUGUUUGUUUGUGCUCAUAACAAUAGAGACCGGAGAUGUGGUGUUUGUGGCCCAAUUCUUAUUGAGAAGUUCAAAGAAGAGAUUGGGUCCAAGGAUUUGAAGGGCCAGGUGUUUGUGGCAGCCUGCUCACAUGUAGGAGGACACAAGUAUGCUGGCAAUGUGAUAACUUUUUGUUCAGAUCCUGAUGGCAAAAUUGCUGGCAAUUGGUAUGGGUAUGUCACACCUAAUGAUGUUGUUGAAUUGCUUGAUAAACAAAUUGGGAAGGGAGAAGUCAUUGACCGGAUCUGGAGGGGCCAAAUGGGUGCAAAAGCAAAAGAAGUAGAAGUAGAGGAACCGAAUCAUGCCACUGAAGCUAAUGCAAAUGUCAAUGGCAAACUUCCAGAAACUGUUACUGAAGACAAUAUGGAAAGUGUCGGAAGCUGUUGCCAGGGUGUCAACGGGUUUUCGUGCUGCCGAGCUGAAAAUGUCGAGAAAAAACAAACGAAGAAUGAAUUCUCGAGUUGGGUGGGGAAAUUUGAGCAACGUCAUCUCCUUACUACUGUUGCUGUGGUGGGUGCAAUCGCCACAGUUGCUGUGGCUUAUGGGUUUUACCGAAGGGCAAGGUGA